GUACGCGUGGGGGGAUACCUGCGCGGUGUUGAACAACCACAAAUGGACAAGCUUCGCUCUGUAAGCGAAAAACAAAAUUGAAGUGAAAAACGUGAAAAACGUGAAAAACGUGAAAAAGUCUCACUAGUUCCACAUUAACAGAAUAAGCAAUUCGUGCGAUUGCAGAUUGUGGCGAAAAAAGGCGCCACGUGCAGGGAUAGCGGUGGGAGUAGGCCUCUACGCGCGCCAUAAAAAGGAUAAACUGCGCAACCACUGCACAGCAUAAUUGCGUGUCCACUCGGGAGCAACUCCCCUUGAGAAAAGUGCCACACGCGAACUUCCAUUUUCCGCACAUUUGCACGCGCAGCUGUUCAGGCAAUGGGAAUUUUAAAAUUUUAACUCCCAACUGCUUGACCCCUUCAAAGUUCAUUUUUGAAAAAAAAAAUGCUUUACGAAAGAAAUGCAAAAAGAAGCGCGGGACUUUUUUUUCGUCAACCCUCCUUGAGCUUUCCCCCACGUGGGCAUUUCCUCAAAAGACAUUUGCAAAAACGGCAAGCAAGGACAAAGUAGCAAAUUGCGCAGCAACCUCAGGAAAAUGAUGAACCUAAGUGAGGACACAGACAUUAACAAACUGAUUGAGGAACGGAACGAAUGGGUAAAGAAGUACGAAAGCGCUGAGGCCGAAUGUGCAGUGUUGAGGGAGAAGUUGGAGAGGAUCACUUUGGACAGCCCCGACAGAUAUGAGCAGCAUCAUGGGAACGACGCCAUCCAGAGGGACAUUUCGAUGAAGUACAAAUAUAUGCAAAACCGGUGCGAAUUCCUCGUCGUCCAGCUGAACAUCCGCACCCUGGAGAAGGAGAAAGAGGCGCGGAAAAACCAAGACCUGCAGUCCACGAUCGAGAAGCAGAAAAACGAAAUAAAGGGGUACCAGAAAAUUCUUGAAAAAGUAAAACACAUGAACAUCUCCUUCAGAAAAGAGAAAAACGAAACCGAAAAGAAAAUUUGCACCAUUAGAGAUAGCGACUUACUCACCAGGAACGACAACGUCCUGCUCAAAGAAAUAGUAAAAAUAAAUGACAAGCUGAUGGAAGUGAAUGAAAAAAUAAGAGACAACGUUGAGGAAGAGCUCAACAAGGCCAAAACGAAGCUGUCCGUGGCCCAGGAGAAAAUUGGGCGGUUCUCCGAGGCAGUCCACACCAUGAGGGAGAAUUUUACAAAAUACAAAAAGAGGAAGGAACAUAUUAUGCUAAAAAUAUUAACAGCCAAUGAACAGUUAAAAAAAGAAUUGAGGGAAAAAAAAAUAACCGAGAGACGCAACGUAGAGUGGAACAGCCAGUUGGAGGGGUACAUCACAGCCAAUGUGUUGCUGAAUUUUUACGAGGCCAAACACAAAAUGAGCGACUUUGUCUUGAACACUAUGCUGAGGUUUGUCAGCUCGAUGGCCAGUUGGGAUCGUGUCGGCGGUGGGAAUGCGGACGGGUUGGAAAGGGCCAAUGAGGGGGGUGCAAACUACUCCAUGUUGAACUCCCUCCUGGGAAUACCCCUCGGGGGUGAAAAAAAAAUAAAAACGGGAUGGCGCUCCGGAAAUGAAGCCUACGACGAGCAAAUGAACACCCUAAAGAGAGACCUCCUUUGGGGCAAUUUCCCACAGAGGCGGCAAAAAAUGAACAAGCAGGAUGCCCCCGCCAAGGCAGAAAUUUCGGAAGAAGAUAGCAACUCCCUGGAAGCGUUCGUACGGACCAACCCGAACAGACCAAACGUGGUAAACGAUAUAUACUACCACAUAAAGCUCGUGAAUGACAUUUUAGAGACCGUCAACGUGACGCUGGUUCUCCUUGCGUACACCCAUGAGACGUACUUAAAGGAGCCGCUAAACCACAUCCACCAGGAGGGGUAUAGCCAAAUGCAAGAAAAGGGGAACCUACGAUUUGGUGCCUACUUUUUUACCUCUCUCUCGAAUUUUCUCUUAUCCCUUUUGAAAUACGUCAAUAUUGUUAGAGGCACAGAUAGACAGGCCCACCUCGCACUACUGGAAGAGGAGCAGCUAUUCAAAUUGUUCUGUUUGUGCAAAUAUGUCCUGGAGGAGUACGUAGAGAAGAUAAGAAUUAAGCUCUUCACGUCGACGAUUGAUUACCACGUAUUGGAUGUGCUCAGCGAUAGGUUAAGAAGCAUCUAUGAUGAGGUCUUUCUCCACGUGGUGGGGGGAAACACCGAGGAGGGGGAAGAAAAGGGAGAUACCCCAGAUGGGGAAGUCCCCCCAACAGGGGUCUCUCCACAAUGUAGUGACCACAUGGGGAGGAAAAAACAAACGAAAGAGGAAGCGAAACGUACCAAACUGAUAACCCGGGGGGGGAGCCAAAAUAGGGAUGGCGACUCCCCCCAUGAGGGACGCUUCUACGUCGAGUCUGCCGAGGAAACCACCUCGCUUGACGUGCUGGGCCACCUAAAUCUCGCCACGGGGUGGAGCAUCCUGCUAAUGAUCGACCGGGAUGUCUACUGUGAUGUGUACCCAGAUACUGACGUCACCCGGCAGAAGGAGAUAAUCGCCAAAUGUCAAGAGCUGCUCAAAUUAGUGAAGGCCCCGCUCAAAAUUAGCAAUUUUUAUUUCCCCGUAAAGAGGUAUAAAUCUUCUUUUAAAAAAUUUAUUAGGCACUGCGAAAGGUACCAGAAGGUUCUCAUCAGCAGCGCGAACGGAGGGACCUCCACAACACAUGGGGGUACCCACACCGAAUGCACAAUCAACCAGGUGAGUGUCUCCAUGGUGGAAGAACUGAACAGAAUAUUGGAGAAUGUCACUGAGGUCUACGCCAUCGACGCGCAGGAGCAGGGGGACCCAUACAUACUGCAAAUGUGCGGCAAACUGGUAGAGCUCCACCGGAACGAAGUGGCGGGAAGGGGGAAACAAAGUAAAGAGCAGCUGAGAGAGGAGGACCUAAAAAGAGACGAACUCAUAACACAGUUGCACGAAGAAGUUAUAGUAAAUAGAGCCAAAAUAAAUGCGCUCAACAAACAGCUGAACCUACUCACCAUAAGGGAAGAAAAAUACAACAAAAUCAGCAUCGACUUGAACGUUCUAAAAAAGGAAAAAAAUGAAUAUCUAAAUAUAAUUAGGGAGCUACGUGAAAGUAAAAACGAAAACGUAAGUGAAAUUUCGAAGCUCACAAAAUAUUAUAAUGAUGUUAAGAGGAAGUAUAAUGAUAUUUUGAAAAGUUAUGAACAGAGGAAGAAGCUUUAUGGCAACCAGAAGCAAAUGGAACCGUCCAAUAUUGACACCUAUUAUAUGAAGAAAAUUAUAAAUCAUCUCUACUACGAGAAUUUUUUGACCAAGGUGGGUGCACACUACCGCUUGUUUGGGCAAUCGGGGCACCCCCGCGAUGAGACCAGCGCCUUCGCCUCGUUAUCCCCCACCGGUGCGGGGAGGAAAAACCCCUUUGGGCCCACACCACUCCUCCCGCUGUGUGCGCAUGACGAAGGGGGGGGCGUAUCCUCCUUAACAAGCCAAAUGGGUCCUAACCCAGACCGACCCCCGAAAAACCACACCCGCUUCGCGAAUGACACCCACUUCGAGGAUGACGCCUACCUCACCAGUGAGCAGCACGCCAACCUGUACGACGACAUUUACAACUGCGAAAUAAUCAAAGGCAGAAUUAACCGCGCGAAAAGGGGCUACUUCAAAAAUGGACUCUACCGCACGAAGACCACUUUGCAGCGAAUGCCCAGCUGCCCCAAAGGAGAAAAAAACACACAGCGCAUACAUGGCAUAAUCGAUAUAAUAGAGGAGUAUAAAAAUUUAAAAAAUGAAAUUUUCACCCAAAUGGUGAAUACCCCAAUUGGGGCUAAUUGCUUCCUACUGGGGGGGGAAAAAAGGGGAAAACAAAAUUGGGCACACUUGUCUGAAAAGGUGGCUCAACUGAAAUGUGCCAUAAGAAAAUUUCAUGACGACAGUAAAGGGGCAGGGUUACAUGGGGGUCCUCCUCCCUCCGCCAGAAAUGUCCUCACCAUUUCGUUUCGGGACAGCUCGGGCAGUGGCGACGACGGGGACACUCCGCGGGAUCGCACAGCAGGAAACGGGCAUCUCACCGCAAACGGGCAUCUCACCGCAAACGGGCAUCUCACCGCAAACGGGCAUCCCACCGCAGAGGGGCAUCCCACCACUGAAGGCAAAGCACAGCAAAGCCGCAACCAUGUUAUACUCACCGAACAGUCCUUUUCCCACCUCCUCCACAACAUGUUCGAUUUGUGA
This is a messenger RNA of Plasmodium vivax (malaria parasite P. vivax), 4222 nucleotides long. RefSeq lists its product as hypothetical. NCBI's taxonomy places the organism in Eukaryota, Apicomplexa, Aconoidasida, Haemosporida, Plasmodiidae. The record is from RefSeq and is a predicted model, not a curated record. The transcript is spliced from 4 exons. Bases 575 to 4222 code for a protein of 1215 amino acids.